Molecule: messenger RNA, 2079 nt
Organism: Fukomys damarensis (Damara mole-rat)
Lineage: Eukaryota; Metazoa; Chordata; Mammalia; Rodentia; Bathyergidae
Gene: Cwh43
Product: cell wall biogenesis 43 C-terminal homolog
Exons: 16
Coding region: 67-2079 (670 amino acids)
Biological process (GO): GPI anchor biosynthetic process
Cellular component (GO): endoplasmic reticulum
Source: RefSeq, a predicted model, not a curated record
GCGUGCGGCCUUGGACCCUCGCGGCCAGGAUAUGUUUCUUGGUCUUUGUACCAUGACCUGGCGCCAAUGAUUUUUUACUUUCCCCUGCAAACACUGGAGCUCACCGGGCUCGAAGCUUUUGGUGUUGCCUUUCUUUCUCCAAUACUCCUAACAAUUACUCCUUUCUGGAAAUUGGUUAACAAGAAAUGGAUGCUGGCCUUGCUGCGGAUCAUCACUGUGGGCAGCAUAGCUUCCUUCCAGGCUCCAAAUGCCCGACUUCGACUGGUGAUGCUGGCCCUGGGUGUGUCCUCGUCGCUGCUAGUGCAAGCUGUGACUUGGUGGUCAGGAAACAGCUGGCAAAGGUACCUCAGAAUCUGGGGCUUCAUUUUAGGACAGGUUCUCCUUGUUGUCCUCCGAAUAUGGUACACCUCACUCAACCCAAUCUGGAGUGAUCAGAUGUCCAACAGAGUGAUACUGACAUUAAGUACCAUAGCCAUACUUGAUCGUGUUGGCACAGAUGAGGACUUCAGUAAUCUGGAAGGGAAGAAGCCUAGCAAGGCAGCCAAGAGCCUGGCCUGUAGACCUAACUGGCUGUUGGCAGGGGUUGCCUUUGGAACCCUUGUGUUCCUCACCCACUGGGUCUUCGGAGAGGUCUCUCUUGUUUCCAGAUGGGCAGUGAGUGGUCAUCCCUACCCAGGGCCAGGUCCUAACCCAUUUGGAGGUGCAGUUCUGCUGAGUUUGACAAGUGGAUUGAUGCUUUCAGCGUGCUCAUGGUUUCAUGGCGCUAUCUGGUGGGCUGUAGGAGCAGCUUCGGCCGCUGGUCUUCUUUACCUGCGCGCAUGGGCAGCUGCUGUUUCCGGCUGUGUCCUGGCCACCUUCACUGGGUCCAUGUGGCCUCAAGUGCUUGGACACCUGGUUAGCUCAGGGACAAGGCCUGGGGAGACCAUGGCUGUGGCCAUGACAGUUUAUAUUCUAGACAUGUUCUUCUGUGCAUGGUGCACAGCUUUUAAGUUUGUUCCAGGAGGCAUCUACGCUAGAGAAAGAUCAGAUGUGCUUCUGGGGUCCACGAUGUUAAUUAUUGGAUUGAAUAUGUUAUUUGGUUCAAAGAAAAACUUUGACUUUCUCCUGCAAACAAAAAACAGUCCUAAAGAACCUUUCAGAAAAAGUGAUAAAUACAUUAAACUUUUGUUGUGGCUGCUGGUUGGUUUGGGGUUGUUGGGAUUAGGACUACGGCAUAAAACCUAUGAAAGGAAAUUGGGCAAAGGGGCAUCAACCGAAGAGGUCUCUGUGGCCAUCUGGCCUUUCCGGUUUGGAUACGACAAUGAAGGAUGGUCUAGUUUAGAAAGAUCGGCCCAGCUGCUAAACCAGACAGGUGCAGAUUUUAUUACCAUCUUGGAGAGUGAUGCUUCUAAGCCCUAUAUGGGGAACAAUGACUUAACCAUGUGGCUAGGGGAGAAGUUGGGUUUCUAUACAGACUUUGGUCCGAGCACACGGGAUCACACCUGGGGGAUUAUGGUACUGUCAAGAUACCCAAUUGUGAAAUCGGAGCAUCACCUUCUUCCGUCGCCAGAGGGCGAGAUCGCACCGGCCAUAGCCCUGACGGUGAACGUCUCAGACAAACUGGUGGAUUUCGUUGUGACACACUUCGGAAAUCAUGAAGAUGAUCUUGACAGAAAACUGCAAGCUAUUGCUGUUUCAAAACUAUUGAAAAAUUCCUCUAAUCAAGUGAUAUUUCUGGGAUAUAUCACUUCAGCACCUGGUUCCAGAGAUUAUCGACAGCUCACUGAACAUGGCAAUGUAAAGGAUAUCGACAGCACAGACCAGGACAGGUGGUGUGAAUACAUUAUGUAUCGGGGGCUGAUCAGGUUGGGUUAUGCAAGAAUUUCCCAUGCUGAGCUAAGUGAUUCUGAAAUUCAGAUGGCCAAAUUUAGGAUCCCCAACGACCCCAUUAAUUACAGAGACAAUCAGAAAGUGGUCAUAGACCACAGAGAGGUUCCCAGGAAAAUUCACUUCAAUCCCAGAUUUGGAUCCUACAAAGAAGGACACAAUUAUGAAAACAAUCAUCAUUUUCACAUGAAUACUCCCAAAUACUUUAUAUGA